AUGGAUAAGAGCUGGAUUCAUAUAAGGAAUAGGCUAGACCCUACCUAUAUACAAGGAGUGGAAAACUUUAUAGAAUUUGCUUAUGAUAAAAAGCAUCCAGAUUCAAAGAUAUAUUGUCCUUGCAAGAAAUGUGUGAACCUUAUAUUUGGGACAAGAAGUGGCGUGAAAGAACAUCUAAUUAUAAAUGGAUUCAACACUAACUAUACGAGAUGGACAAUUCACGGAGAGUCUUUAGCUUCAUCUAGUAGAAAUGAAUCGGAUGCAAAUCAAACCUCUUAUUUUCAAGAUGAUAUGAUUGGUAUGGUGCAUGAUGCAUUUGGAGUUCCAAGGCAAGAUGGUGGGAUUAGAGACAAUGAAGGACUUGAAAGUAUGGGGUUAGGGCCUGAUAAGGAGACAAAGAAAUUUUUUAAGCUGCUUGAAGAUGCACAACGUGAGUUGUACCCCAAUUGUAAGACAUUUACAGCUCUCUCUUUUACAACUCAUUUGUUGCACAUAAAAGUGCUUGGCGGUUGGACUGAUACCUCAUAUGAUAUGCUAGUUGAGUUAUUGAGAAAAGCGUUUCCAGUUCGUGAAACGUUGCCGAAGUCGUUUGCUGAAGCAAAGAAGUUUAAUGAGGCCUUAGGCUUUAGUUACGAAAAAAUUGAUGCAUGCCCCAAGGAUUGUAUGUUGUUUUGGAAAGAUAAAAAGGGGCUGCGCAAUUGUGAAAAAUGUGGAACAUCACGAUAUAAAGAAUCUACUGUCUUUUUAGAUGAUGGAACAGCCAAACUGACACAAAUUCCUGCAAAACAAGUAAGGCAUUUUCCUUUAAAGCCAGCGCUUCAAAAGCUUUUCAUGUCAGAGGAAACAUCAAAACAUAUGAGAUGGCAUGCAGAGGGACGGACCAAUGAUGGUAAAUGGAGGCACCCUGCUGAUACACCUGCUUGGAAAACAUUCGACGAAAAACACCCUGAAUUUGCUAAAGACAUUCGAAAUGUGAGAUUAGGAUUAGCAGCUGAUGGUUUUAACCCGUUUAGAACAAUGAGCAUUACUCAUAGCACCUGGCCAGUCGUGUUGAUGCCGUAUAACUUGCCUCCAUGGUUGUGCAUGAAACAACCAUUUUUCAUUCUAGCUUUGCUCAUUGAUGGUCCUCAUGGUCCUGGAAAUGAUAUUGAUGUUUACUUGCAGCCUUUGAUUGAGGAGUUAAAAGAGUUGUGGACUGAAGGUGUGCUUACUUUUGAUGCAUCAACCCAACAAAUCAUUAGCGAUGCUAUCUGGUUGGAGCACAAAAGGAGCACUAGCUUGUCCUUCUUGCAAUGUGGAAACCCAAUCUCUAUGGUUGAAGAACUUUGGAAGUAUUGCUAUAUGGGCCAUAGACGCUUCUUGGAUCAAGGACAUAACUUUCGGAAAGAAGCCAUAUCUUUUGAUGGAACUAUUGAAACUAGACCAAGGCCACUUUACUUUUCAGGUGCUGAUAUUUUUAAACAAGUUCAAUUCAUUCAAAAUAAUUUUGGGAAGGGUGAAGAAAGGGGGAGAACAGCACCUAAAAAGAGACGAGUACAUGCUAAUGAUGGAAUAAGUGCCAACACUAUGGAGCAAGGAGUAGAACAUAAUUGGAAAAAGAGAAGUAUAUUUUUUGACUUAGAGUAUUGGGUGGAUAUUUUGAUUCGCCACAAUAUUGACCUGAUGCAUACCGAGAAGAAUGUCUUGGAAAAUAUACUUGGGACACUACUCAAUAUUUUGGGGAAAACAAAGGACAAUCUAAAAGCUCGACAAGACCUAAAGGUCAUGCGUAUACGCACGGCACUCCAUCCUCAACAACGGCCUGGUGGGAAAGUCUUUCUACCUCCUGCUUCUUUCACAAUGAGUAAAGAACAAAAACAUAUAUUUUGUAAAGUGUUGAAAAAUGUUAAAGUCCCUGACGGCUACUCCUCCAAUAUUUCACGCCGUGUAAACCUCAAAGACACAACUAUUUCAGGGUUGAAGAGCCAUGAUUGUCAUAUUCUUAUGCAACAACUAUUGCCAUUGGCUGCGAGGAGGGCAUUGCCUAGACAUGUUUGUGAAGCCAUAAUUGAGUUGAGCACUUUUUAUAGACGGUUAUGCUCCAAAGUAAUGGAUCCAAAUGACUUUGAGGAUCUUAAAAAGCAAAUUGCAUUGACUCUAUGCCGUCUCGAAAAGAUUUUUCCACCUUCUUUUUUUGAUAUAAUGGAGCAUUUACCCAUUCAUUUAGCGGAACAAGCAAGUGUCGCUGGACCAGUAUAUUAUCGAUGGAUGUACCCCGUUGAGAGGUAUUUGCUUACACUCAAGAAGUACGUGCGUAAUAUGAGCCAUCCAGAGGGAUCCAUUGCAGAAGGUCAUUUGACAGAACAAUGCUUGACAUUUUGCGCACGGUACUUGCAUGAUGUUGAGACAAAGUUAAGUCGACCAAUACGAAACUACGAUGGUGAGCAUGGAGGUCGUGGUUUAGGGAAAGGAAAAUUGUUUGAGCUUGAUAACAUUGCUUGGGUGCAGGCACAUAGAUAUGUCCUAGCCAAUUCUGAUAUCGUAGCCCCAUUCCGAGAGAAACACAUUCAAGUUCUUAGAAAUGAUAGUCGCCGGUUAAGUGAGCGUGAUCUUAUGAGGAAGCACAAUGAACAAUUUCCUAAUUGGUUUAGAGAUCACGUUCAAGACUUGCUGCGAACAAAAAAUGCGAACAUAUCCAACGAACUGAGUGUGUUAGCUUCAGCACCAGACAAAUGGGCUAGAAGGUAUACUGGGUACAUUAUAAACGGGUUUCGAUUUCACACCAAGGAGCGUGAGGAGAGGAGGAAAACUCAAAACAGUGGAGUAUCGUUGACCGCAUACACACAAAGUUAUGCAAGCUCAAGAGAUAAACGCCCAGUUACAGGAGAGGUCAUUUUCUAUGGAGUUUUAAGGGAUAUCAUUGAAUUGAGAUAUUCUAAUGACUUUAAGUUUGUGCUAUUCAAAUGCGAUUGGGUGGAUAAUAACGUAGGAAUGAGGCAAGAUGAGUUCAAGUUCACACUUGUAAAUUUUACGCAUCUUUUGUAUAGACACAAUCGCACAUCAGAUGAACCAUUCAUCCUUGCAUCUCAGGCGCAACAGGUUUGGUAUGUUCAAGACCCCAUUGACGAAGAUUGGCAUGUCGUUGUUAAGAUGACCCCUAGAGACUCAUACGACAUGAAUGGAAAACAAUCUACAGAAGAUGAAAUAACUUGUCCCCAAGCUGAGCCUUGUAGUGGUCAACAGUUAGAUGAUGCUACAUAUACUCUUGAUAAUGAUGUUAACUGGGUUAGAACAGAUGUGGAAGGAGAAACAGUUGAUGACGACAUAGAUGGUGACGAUUAUGAUAAUGUUGGUGUAGAAGAUAGUGAUGAGGAUGAGGUUGAUUAUAGUGAUGAGGAGGAGGUUGAUUAUAGUGAGGAGGAGGAUUGUACUGAUGAUGAUGAUGAUGAUGAUGAUGAUGAUGAUUUUGAGGAAAAUGAUGAAGAUGGAGAUCAUGACAAGGAUGAUUGA
This is a messenger RNA of Rhododendron vialii, 3489 nucleotides long. RefSeq lists its product as uncharacterized. Lineage: Eukaryota; Viridiplantae; Streptophyta; Magnoliopsida; Ericales; Ericaceae. The record is from RefSeq and is a predicted model, not a curated record. Bases 1 to 3489 code for a protein of 1162 amino acids. The transcript is spliced from 5 exons.